Messenger RNA from Rhinichthys klamathensis goyatoka, 2045 nucleotides. RefSeq names its product spermatogenesis-associated protein 48. Lineage: Eukaryota; Metazoa; Chordata; Actinopteri; Cypriniformes; Leuciscidae. The transcript is spliced from 9 exons. Bases 71 to 1324 code for a protein of 417 amino acids. The record is from RefSeq and is a predicted model, not a curated record.
ACGCUGAUGAUUACACCUGCGGCUUCCAUCUGCAUAAUCCCACCACAUCUAGAAGAGAGAUGCUGCGUUUAUGGAAAUAUAUUCUAUUUAUUGGUUAAUUGUUUGCUUUUAUAAAUCAUUAAUGGAGGUGGAACGAGAACCUUAUCGUGUGAUACUUCUCAAGACACCCUGUGAGAGUUCAGAUGCAGUGAGCAGGUGGCUGUGCAGGAGUAUGAAUCUGCCCUGUGAGAAGGGUCCAGAGGGAAGGUAUGACUUUGAGAGCAUGGUCAAGACAGACAGACGCGCGUUCUCCAAAUUCAAUCCUGGAGCCCAGACACCAGAUGAAAACUCUUCUCUGGUGCAACUGCGUGACUAUCUGACUCUAAUAGAUCCGUGCUCCGGUCAACUGAGUGCAGGGGCACAGGUGUGUCUCGAAGCAAAGAGCAGAACCCCAUUCAUCGAAGCUGUUUACACCCCGUCUGAUCUGUGGGUUCCGGCAGGAGCACGAGACAGGCCUCAGACUCCUCCAACCAGACCCUCAGCUCUGAUAUAUGACAAGUCUGAGCACAAGAGGUGGAACUCCAGGAUGAAACCAGAGGCAGCAUUGAAGGCAAAGAUUGGAGGUUGGACAAGUGCACAGAGUACUGAACACCCCUCUCAGGACAGCCAUGAAAUAAAUGCGGGUCCAGGACCAUCUCUUCUUUUUGAUAGCAGAGCAACGGCAGCUCGACAAUACAUCUACACUUCUGCAGCCCAAAGAGGUUAUGAGAAUGUAGACUGGGACUCAAAGUUACCUCCUCGCCACAAACCACCCACAACUACACUUGAAAAAAUGGCUGACCCCAUGAGUCAACGAUUCGUGCUGAAGCGAUACCACAGCAGACCUGAGCCGUGGCAGGCUAUUGGAUCCCAUUGGAACAAACAUCAGUUGCGUGCCACAUUUAACACAAGGAAACCCAUCAGCUUCACCAGUCCGUUUCCAAAAUCAGGCCAUGUACCUUUAUAUUGUGGUACGGUAUGCUCUGAGAACAUGGACAGUGUGGACGUCCCAAAAGAAGACUUUGUCCCUCUGACUGUUCUGCGGACCACAGUGCCUCCUCACACCCCUGCCAGCUACCGAACUACUAUACCUGGUUACACUGGAAAAGCCAAGUUUGACAGACCACAGACCUCAGCUGACAUGCUGCCUUCUUUACCGUAUACUCCACAAACAGCAGGAAGCCGUCCUGGCACCUGGAGCUCCCCACACUACGGACACAAGGCCCCUCUAUCAGGAAUGAUCACCACUGUCCCACCGGGAAACCCUUACUUUCAUCCCAAAGCCCCGGUACUUUCCGUGAAAUAACUCUAAAAGUACGACAUGUUCCUUAAAGAGAAGAAUAAAUGAUGAACAAGUGUGGGAAAUGAGAGCCUCCCUUUUCAUGAAAUCCAAUCUGUGUUUGUGAAUAGAUCUAUAAUGAUGCUAUGUCAAUGACUGAUUCUCUGAGCUCUGAAUAAUGAGAUGUUUUAUUAGCAUAAUUUCCCUUGAUUUAGAUGAGUGCUUCUGAAAAUGUGGAGGAUGUGCCAUUGUCUUAAACAUUCGGUGUCGGUGUGGGUGUGUGUGGGCUUACGUAUUUGACUAUAUGUGUGUCCAUGCGGAUAAAUGAGUGCAUCAUUUUCUCACAGAUCCUCUUCUGCAUUCUUUUAUUUGCCUUGGUACGUUCAAAAAGCACUUACAAACUGCUUGUGCAAAGAGCUACUUUGUGGUUACGCAGCAAUGGCAAUGCAAAUAAAACUUUGCCUGAUCUGAUCUUAAAAGAAAACAAAAGACAUGCAUUUCUGAAAUGCUCUAGUUUUGCACCCCAAGAACUGUGGUUUGGAGAAUAAAAGAAAGAAUACUAGUGCAGCUUCACCUGCUAACAGGAAAUAGGAACAUGCUGGUUUCCUGUUUCCCCUUUUGUCGUCUUUGCACUUCUUUGUUGAAAACAGUCCGCUCUGGAAGGAGCUCAGUUGAAUCCACCAGUUGAAAACACCAACUAGUAAGAAUCAACAUGUAUUUAUGACUGAAAAGGUGCUAAAAACCAAAC